Molecule: messenger RNA, 3093 nt
Organism: Frankliniella occidentalis (western flower thrips)
Lineage: Eukaryota; Metazoa; Arthropoda; Insecta; Thysanoptera; Thripidae
Exons: 5
Coding region: 349-2148 (599 amino acids)
Source: RefSeq, a predicted model, not a curated record
GGACCUGCAGGGCGGCCCCGCGCCGCGGAGAGUCUGUUCCUCCUACGCUGACUGAUUGCCCCUUUCCUGGAACGUGCAAACGUUCCAUUUAGAGCCUCGAAUCACUUUGUCGGCACCCCGCGGUGACGGCAGCGGCGAGGCACACAGGCUGUUUGAGUGGCUCGGGGCUACGCAAGUCCGCGCUCACGGGGGCAGACUGCCGCGGGGGAGAGGGGGCGUCGCCGUGGCCCCCCUGGGCUUUGAGCUAUGAGUGACUAGCUCCUCAAUCACCUGUUCGGGGGCGUCGGGAGCUACUCCGCGGCUGCUUCCCAGCGGCGGACUCUGUGUCGCCUCAAGUGCUCGUUGUUGAUGUUGCUGGUGCCCGUUGCAGGCGCCGCCCUGCUGGUAGCCGUCGGCCAGCUGAUGGCCACAGCACUGGUCCCGGGCCUGCCGACUCCAGGGCUGCCGCCCACCACAACUCAGGCGUCGACGGACGCCCCGCACCUGGCCUCGCCCUUGGCGGGCGAGGGCAGCACGGUCUCCUCUUCGCCGACGCCGAGGUCCGCGCCCCUCUCCACCAGACUGGCCGUCGUCAGGCCACACGCGGCGUGGCCGCUGUCCAGGACGACGCCCACGCCCGUCACCAGCCUCGUGCUGACCCCGCACCCCGUCCGCCGGCCACCACGCCGCAGCCUGCGCAGGUAUCGCACGGCGGACCUCCCCCGAGACAGGAGUCCCAGGGUCACCACGGUGACCAGCCCCACCACGUUGAGCAGCCCCACCACCCCUAGCAGCCCUACAACCCCAAGCAGCCACACGACGACCAGCAGCCCCAAGGAGGCGCGGCCCACCACCACCACCAGCCUGAUUAGCUUGGGCAGCUCGAGACCCGUGGAGGCUGGGGCGCACCCCCGGGACGACCGAGGAGGGCGAGCUGUGUGGGGCACACCGGCCGACAACGUGUCUCCCAUGGAGGACACCUCCGGCGAGCAGUACUACAGGCGGUACUACACGAGCGACGUGGCCAGCGCCCCCGCCAGCAACACGUCCUGGUGGUCCGCGGUGCAGACUGGGCUGCCCAUCCUGGGACAGGGCCUGGGUGGUCUCGGUCAGGGCCUGGGGCAGGGCUUCACGUCGGCGCUACGGCGUGUCAGCCACCACCACCCGCCGCACAGGCCGUUUGUGACCGCGCACUGGGAGGACCCCGACUACGGGGACUCGGCCAGCGGAGGCUCCCAGCAGGUCGUGGCCGUGGGACACCCACACCAGCACCAGCACCCGUACCCGCCGCACCAGCCCGUGUACUACGUGUCGGACCAGAACAAAAAGGAGGACACCUGGAGCGAUCUGACGACCAAGCUCAUCAUCCUGGCCGUCAUCAAGCUUCUCAUCGUGAAGGCCCUCAGCGUGGGUGCCUUCAAGCUCUUCACCAUCGGCAUUGUGAAGAUCCCCAUUAUCUUCGCGCACUUCGCCCUUAAGUUCGCGUUUGCAGUCAAGUUCUUCAAGGUUAUCAAGGUAUUCCUGGCGGUGCUCGUCAUCCCCGUGAUCCUCAUCGCCGUGGUGCCGCUGCUGCUGCCGAUCCUUAUCCCGCUCGGUCUGCUCCUGAUCCCGCUGCUGCUGCUCCCGCUACUGCUCCUGUUCCCCGUGCCGGUGCUCACGCCAGGCGGGGCGGGGGGAGGCACGGUCAUCACCAUCACCCCCGGACGACGGCGGCGAGAGGAGGAGGAGGAGGCCCUGGCGCAGCUCGAGUCCCGCGUGGCAGACUCUCGCCGCUGCCUCCAGAAAAUGGCCUGCGACGUCGGGUACCGGAGCCAGGCCGUCAAGGGGUACGCCGACUGGGUCAUGUGGCUGAUGGGGCUGAUAAAGCCGAUCCUGGGCGAUGCCAAGCGCAACCAGCUCAAGGGGUUCAUCACGGCGUACAAGGCGGGGCUCGGGGGCCGCUCCUGCUACCGGAAGUACCCGUGCUACGCCAACAACAUGAGCACCAAGCGGGCGAAGGGCGCCAGCAGGAGGGUGGACGGCGGCGCGAACGCCAGCAACAGGACGUCAACCGGCCACGACGCCACCGUCGGCAAGUCGUCCCAAGAGGUGGACAGCGGCAGCGCGAGCAUCGAGGAGCGCAUCAUCUACGACCCCGUCAACGGCAACAGCACCAGCAUCACCGAAUAGGGGCGAUACGGACUUCGGGUUGCGGUAGUACCCGCUCAACCCCGAGCUGCAGCAGUUCUUCGCUCGCGGCUUAAAUCCCCGAGAGGAAGGUGUCAGAAUUGUGAUCCUUCGGAGGUCCUCUUUCUGCAUUAGGAUCGUUAUGUCAGAUCCUCCAUAGCGCACCCUCUCUCCUGCCCCUGUGCGGGAGCGUGGUAGGCGAUGGCAUGCCUAAGGACGACGUCGGACUGGUGUCUGCGCGGCCUACCUAGUACCCCCACUAGACGGCCCUCUCCGCUCCCGCAAAGCUGUUGACAGGCAAUGGGGGGUCAUCCCCCAUUUCACCUUUUAGUAUUUCAUUUAUCGUUUUGCUAAUUGCUCUCUGACCAUCCAGGAGAAAGGAGUCAGUGCGACCGGCGUGUGCAUUUUGGCAAAAUCCCGUAGUAUUCAACUAGAAAGAGGUGAUGAGUAAAACCUCCAACCUCCGAAAAUUUAGGAUUUCUCCACGAUGCACCGUUAACGACUUGCACAACUCCUGCUCCGGGGGCGCAGAAGAGUGUUCAAAUGCGUCUCGCAACGUUAUGGGGGUUCCGGAGGGUUCGCACUCACGCCAGUCCGCCCAGCCCAAUGGCGUCGAAGGUUCUUCUAUAGCCUAAAUAAGUAGUAACAAAAUUAUUUUUUUUAUUGACUGGUAAUAAAGUAUUAUUAAGGUGACUCCCGAGCUUCCAGCGCAUUAAACUCUAGCCCCCUCUCGAUCCCACCAAACCUCGCUUUUCUCAGCUCCCUGGAAGUAAAACUGACAGAAGCAGUAAAAUGGCUAAAGGCCCCUCGGCAAACCCGCGCCGGGCGGCGGCGCCGGCCGUCCUCGCGGGUAUGGAGACUUGCGGGCGCACCCGCCCCGCCCCGGCCGUCCCGCCCAACGCAGCUGGGUGUUCCGCCUGAUAGGCUAGAAAGUGAGGCCAGCGUAUG